Polypterus senegalus (gray bichir) is the source of this 2423-nucleotide messenger RNA. It is a transcript of the gene hoxa4a, whose product is annotated as homeobox A4a. NCBI's taxonomy places the organism in Eukaryota, Metazoa, Chordata, Cladistia, Polypteriformes, Polypteridae. Gene Ontology annotation, cellular component: nucleus. Gene Ontology annotation, molecular function: DNA-binding transcription factor activity, RNA polymerase II-specific; RNA polymerase II cis-regulatory region sequence-specific DNA binding. The transcript is spliced from 2 exons. The record is from RefSeq and is a predicted model, not a curated record. Bases 463 to 1179 code for a protein of 238 amino acids. Gene Ontology annotation, biological process: regulation of transcription by RNA polymerase II; embryonic skeletal system morphogenesis; anterior/posterior pattern specification.
UUACAUAUAGAGUGAUUUAAAAACAUAUAGGGCGUUUUUACAUGUUCAAAAUGUCUUUAAAAAGUAGUUUAUUUGAGCUUUGUCACCGGUGCAGCGCGGCUCUGCCACUCUUUCUUUUAUCCAAAUCGUAGUUAAUUGAAGUUUAAAAGUAAGUUUAGAAACAUUUAGCAUGAGGUAUAUUUGUAUAAUUGUUAUCCGGUUUGUUCGAGAGUUGUUUGUAACAUUUACCAUUUUAAUGACUAUAUGGAGCACAAAUAAUUACCGUCGUAUGCUUUACCUUCUCCUGUAGACCGAUAACCAUUGGCGCGUAUGCUUACACUGUUGGCAGCUUGUUUUCUGUGAUUGGUAGAGAAGGGCACGUGAUUAUACAACUUUCUACAUUUGACAGUGAAUGGGAGGGCUUUACUUGGAGCAGAAAAAAAGACAAAGAGAGAAAAAUUAGUAUUUUGCCUCCACAAAUUAAUGAUCAUGAGUUCGUAUUUGAUAAACUCCAACUAUACAGAACCUAACUUCGUCGCAUGUGUGGAUUAUUCUCAGAAUAAUCAUUUGUCCAAUCCAUCUCCAGAAUUCUAUGAACGACAACGAAAUUCUGGAUUACAUCAGCAGGAAGACCUGUACCAGCGAUCAAACUACACAGAACCGAAUUAUAACUACAGUAACGUCCAUUCCGACCAUCACGAAGACUACCCGCAUGGAGAUCAUGAACAUCCACAGAGCGUCCUCCACAACCAUAUAGGACAAAAUCAACAUUGUGAAUCUUUGGCUGUCACUACGCAGUGCAGCUUGAAUGAGAAAUUUCCAGUUGAGCAGAAGUGUAAAGAACCUGUAGUAUACCCGUGGAUGAAGAAAAUUCAUAUGAAAACGGCAAACCCUGUUUGUAAUGGAGAGGAUUCCAAGAGGUCUCGGACCGCCUACACAAGACAACAGGUCCUCGAGCUAGAGAAGGAAUUUCACUUUAAUCGUUACCUAACUCGACGUCGACGGGUUGAGAUAGCUCACACACUCUGCCUGUCUGAACGACAGGUCAAGAUCUGGUUUCAAAACAGAAGGAUGAAGUGGAAGAAAGACCAUAAACUUCCCAAUACUAAGAUACGCUCUGCCAGUGUAUCAACAGCACACCAGCUAACAAAGGUUUCCUCAGAGAACCAGCUGUCCAUUGGAUCAGGACUAAAUUCCUGAAGCGUGAAGAAAAACGGAAAGGAGCAGUAUUUGUGUGGACCAAAAAAAAAGGAAUGUUAAAAUGUGCUACCUUUUUCUUUAAAGACUAUAGCAUGACUUUUGUUAUUAUUAUUAUUAUUAUUUAAAUAACACGUUGAACAGUCUCUCAAUUAUUAUUUUAAAUCAGUGAUUGUGAAUGUUUUUAGGUCAUAUGUGAUUUUAGUUUUGCAGACGCUUGAAGUGUUUCACAUUUUCUGAGUAAUGUUAAAAACAAAUCUAUCUACCGAUCUCUCUCUGUGUAUAUAUGAUUGUUCGUUAACUAAUUAUGCCAUUAUUUUAGCCUAAGCAACAGUAAAAAAAAUAAUGCCUAUUAUUUAUGGUCCGAAGUAUGCUGUGAAGUUUCAUUACUGUUACAAAUCUCAUAUGUACUAAUAUAUAAUUUAUUAAGGUCCUAUAUAAUUUGUUAAAUCCAAUUAAACUUUAGAUAGAUAGAUAGAUAGAUAGAUAGAUAGAUAGAUAGAUAGAUAGAUAGAUACUUCGUAAAUGCAUCAUCAUCAAACAUGCUGUGCCUAAGAGUAGUAUGGACAUUUCUAUGGUUAAAUAAUGUAUUACACUAUAUUAGUUAAACUACUAUCUUUAUACAUUUUAAUGUUGAAAUUAUUUUUAAAAACUCAGUAUCGAGCAAAACAUAUCUCAUGGAUAUGCGUAAGAUACUGACUUAAAAAGUGAAAAUGAUGGCCUCAAGCGAAUAUUAAGAAACAGAAGGUUGUAAAAUGAAAUGUUUAUAAAAUGUUACAAGGUAUUGAAAAAUAUCUCAUUUAAGUGAAUGCAAUUUAAACAAUUUUAAGUUUAUUUUUUAUUUUUGUUUUAUUCGUCAAGUGGAUCUUAGGAUAUCUCUUGGUUUGUACGAAUUAUGGAUUGCUUAAAAUAUCAAAAAGUAAGAAAAAGAAAAAAAAAAGAAAAAAAUGUUCAUCUGCCUGAAAGGCUGCCUUUGUCAGCAGAAGCUGAACUCAACCACUUGGGGUCAAACAGAGGACAGUUUUUCACUUCAAUUAGCUCGUAUUUUAUCAUCGGCGACCAACAAUUCAGAUCCUUGACCUCUUACUCUUAAUAGUGAGUACAUUCUACUCACAUUUGUGCAAUGCUGCCGUUUCUGUGUACGAAAAAAAGAAUAAGAGAAAAAUAUAAACAAAGUGACGAGAGAAUGAUCUGUAGUUAACACACAUGCACAUGUGACUAAAUAAAGUGUAAUGUUAUCUUUAAAA